AUGGGGAAGAAAAAAAAAGUCGGUAAGGAGAGAAUUGAUAAGUAUUACAAGCUAGCCAAAACGGCAGGAUAUCGUGCUAGAUCCGCUUUUAAGUUAAUUCAAAUAGCUCAAAAGUUCAACGUUUUCAAAAAUGCAAAUAUAUUGAUUGAUUUAUGUGCUGCUCCUGGAGGGUGGUUACAAGUAGCAUAUAAAAACAUGAGUAAACAAAGUACUAUCAUUGGUGUGGAUUUAGUUCCAAUUAGAAAAAUUGAUGAUAACGUUAUAACGAUAAAGAGUGACAUUACAACAAGUGAUUGUAUUAAGAAAAUAAAGAAUAUCAUAAAAAUGGAUAAGGCAGAUGUUAUAUUAAAUGAUGGUGCCCCAAAUGUAGGUACAACAUACUCUUAUGAUAGUUUUAAUCAAAAUGUAUUAGUUCUUAAUAGUAUUAAAAUAGCUUAUAUAUUUUUAAAGAAGAACGGUAUAUUUAUUACAAAAGUUUUUCGAAAUGAAGAAUACAUAUCCUUAAUAUGGGUUUUAGAAAAAUUGUUUGGUGAUGUGAAACAUAUAAAACCAAGAAGUAGUAGAGAAAUAUCUUCUGAAAUUUAUUUAGUUGGUCUUAAUUUUUUAGGUAAAAAAGUAGAUAAAAAAUUAUUUGACUAUACCUAUAUUUUUAGUGAUCAAUUUAAGAAGAAUUCAAAUAAAUCAAGUUUAUUGGAAACGAAACAAGAAUCUUAUUUGGAUAAUAAUGAAAAUUAUUUUAGUGAUGAAGAAAGUAAUGAUGAGGAAAAGGUUGGGGAAAAAAUUGACAAAAAAAAGAAAAAAGGAUUAUCUACUAUUUUAAAAGAAAAAAAAAAAAAAAAUAGACAAGGAUAUGAUGUUGGUGAUGAUUAUAGAGCUACAGAUAUAUGUACCUUCAUAAAAAGUGAUAAUUAUGUUGAUUUAUUAAUAAAAAAUAAUAAAUUUACAUUUGAUAAAAAUUACAAAAAUAAUUCAGAUCCAAUGAUUAAAACUAUAUAUGAAUGCAUAUAUAAAAAUGAAUGUACAACAAAAGAAAUAUUUUUCCUUUGUAAUGAUUUAAAAGUAUUAGGUAAGUCUGAUUUAUAUAAUUUAAUCAAAUGGAGAUAUAAAAUUAAAAAGAGUGUUCUAAAUCAAACUUCAAAAAAAAAUAAUUUAGAUUUUGAUAAUCAUGAUGUGGAGCAAACUACGCAAGAAUUAUCUGAUGUGAAAGAAUCGUCACAAAUAGAUGAUUUCAAUACUAUUGUUGAUAAAAAUAUAUCAGAGAAUGAAUUAGAUAAUACUUCAGAUGAAGCUACAGAAAAAGACGAAAAAGAUCAAGUUGAUGAAAUAGAAGAAUUUUCUGCAUAUAUUGAGAAAAAAAAGAAAAAAGAACAAAAAAAAAAAGAAAAAAAAUUAAAAAAAGAACUGGAAAAAAAAAAGAAAAGUAAUAGAGGUCAUCAAUUAGAUUUUGAUGAAAAUGAGAUACAUUUUAAUAAGGAUAUACUUAAAUUGCUUAAUAAACAAAAAUUUGAAGAUCAUCUAAAAAUAUUAAAUAAUGACCAGAAGGAUGAUCUAGAAAUUGAUCAUUAUGAAGAUACUUCAAGUGAAACAGAAAAAUUAGAACACUUAAAUCAGCUAAAAAACUCAGAUUUAGACAAAUUAGAAUAUUUGGUAGAUUUAGAUUAUGAAAAACAAAAAAUGAAAGAAAAAAAAUUAAACGAAGAAAAAAGUAAUGAAAAAUUGUCCAGACGAAAAAGAGCCAUGGAUUUUAAGAAUGAAGAACUUAUGAAAAUACAAAAAAUGAUGGAAUUGAAAAAUGAACAACUGUUGAUGGAAAAAAAACUUAGAGAAUAUUUAAGUGAUGAAGAUGACGACGAAGAUGAUGAUGAUGAUGACGAUGAUGAUGAUGACGACGAUGAUAAAGAACAAGAACCAAAACAACAAAGUGAUAAACAUGGUGAUCACCAAUAUGAUAAUAAAAAAUCGAACAGUGAUAACGAUGUUGAUUCCUUAGAAACAACUCAAGAUAUAUUCAAAGAAAAUAAACAUAUAAAAAGCAUGGUAGAUAAAAUAAUUCGUUUAAGAAGGAGUGUUAAAAAUGAAGAAGAAAAAUCGAAUGUUAAUCAUUUCUUUGAUCAAAAUAUAUUUUCCAAUAUAUUUAGUCAAUUAGAUGAGGAAGAUAUAGAUGCAGAAUUUGAUAGUCAUAUUAAAAAUAAAAAGAAUGUACAAAAGAAGGAUGAUUCUGAUAAGGAUGGCUCAAUUUCUAAUGAUGAUAAUGAAAGUAUAAAAGAAAUAGAUGAACAUAAUUUACCGAAAAUACCUUUACCGGACAAAUUAGCCAAAAAAGAAAAAAAAAAAAAAUUAAAAGAAAAAUAUGGAAAUAAUGAAGUAAAAAUGAAAAAUUCUUCCUUCUCCAUAGUAAAAACAGAUGAAAAUGCACAAAACCUUAAUAAUUAUUUUUCUAAUUUAGUUAAGGAUGAAGAUGAAUUAGCUUUCAUUAAAUGUAUAGGAGAAAAGUUGAUUCAUAAAAAAAGUAGAAUGGAUCUUAUAGAUGAUUCAUUUAAUAGAUAUUCAUAUAUGGAAGAUGAAUCUAAUUUACCUGAUUGGUUCUUGGAAGAAGAAAAAAAAUACAGAAGACCUGUAAUUCCGAUUGAUAAGAAAAUAUUAGAUGAGUAUAAAGGAAAAAUUAAUAAAAUAACAAAAAUGCCUAUUAAAAAGGUUAUUGAGGCAAAAAUGAGAAAUAGAAAAAGAGAAAUAACAAAAAUGAAAAAACUUGAAGCAAAAAUUGGAAAAAUUGAAAAAAAUGAAGAUGAUCCAUUCCUUAAACAAAAGGCUAUAACGAAUUUAUUGAAGAAAAAUAAAUCAGAUAAAAAAAGAGAUAAAUCAUAUAUUGUUUGUACUGGAAAAGGAUCCAAAAUGGCGAAAAAGAAAAAGAACAAAAAGGGUAAAACGAUGGUUAAAUAUGUAGAUAAAAGACUUAAAAAAGAUAAAAAGGCUAAAAAGAGAAUAGAAAAAAAAAAAAAAAAUAUAUCGAGAACUAAAUAUUCUAAAUCGAAACCAUUUAAAUUUAGAAGAAAAAUUUAA
Plasmodium falciparum 3D7 is the source of this 3060-nucleotide messenger RNA. Its product is annotated as putative large subunit rRNA methyltransferase. Gene Ontology annotation, biological process: rRNA processing; rRNA methylation. Gene Ontology annotation, cellular component: nucleolus; nucleus. NCBI's taxonomy places the organism in Eukaryota, Apicomplexa, Aconoidasida, Haemosporida, Plasmodiidae. Gene Ontology annotation, molecular function: methyltransferase activity; RNA 2'-O-methyltransferase activity; rRNA methyltransferase activity. The record is from RefSeq and is a predicted model, not a curated record.